Babesia ovata is the source of this 1077-nucleotide messenger RNA. Its product is annotated as cellobiose phosphorylase. NCBI's taxonomy places the organism in Eukaryota, Apicomplexa, Aconoidasida, Piroplasmida, Babesiidae. Bases 1 to 1077 code for a protein of 358 amino acids. The record is from RefSeq and is a predicted model, not a curated record. The transcript has a single exon.
AUGGGUGAAGGUGGUUGCGGGCGCCGGAUCCGUGAUAUCGUCGGCUGGCACGUACACCGCCUGCACGGACGUAAUGGAACCCUUGUUGGUCGUCGUGAUACGCUCCUGCAGCGCUCCAAGGUCAGUAGCAAGGGUCGGCUGGUAACCGACAGCAGACGGAAUGCGCCCCAAAAGCGCGCUCACUUCAGAACCGGCCUGGGUGAAACGGUAAAUGUUGUCGAUGAAGAGCAGCACAUCCUGACCGUCCUCGUCACGGAAGUACUCGGCCACGGUCAGACCAGUAAGGGCAACACGUGCCCUGGCACCUGGAGGUUCGUUCAUCUGGCCGUACACCAAUGCGGCCUUGGAUCCGGAGAAGUCAAAAGUGCCGUCCUCCAGCUGGCGGCGCUUGAUAACGCCGGUCUCCAUCAUCUCGUGGUAAAGCUCAUUACCCUCCCUGGUGCGUUCUCCGACACCGGCAAACACGGAGAAACCACCGUGCUUCUUGGCGACGUUGUUAAUCAGUUCCAUAAUCAGCACUGUUUUACCGACACCGGCACCACCGAACAGACCGAUCUUACCACCCUUAGCGUAAGGAGCCAACAAAUCGACGACCUUAAUACCGGUGACCAGAAGCGCUUCGUCGGUGCGCUGGUCGCUGAAAGACACGGCCUCGCGGUGAAUAGACAGACGCUUGGAGUCGGAGAUGGGUCCGCAACCGUCCAGGGCGUCACCCGUGACGUUCAUGAUACGGCCCAGGGUGGCCUCGCCGACGGGCACAGUGAUUGGACUACCACUGUCUACAACUUCCUGCCCGCGAGUGAGACCCUCCGUGGCGCUCAUUGCGAUCGUGCGGGCCACGCCGUUGCCCAGGUGCUGCGCGACCUCCAGACUCAAACGACCCUCCGGGGUCUUCACCCACAACGCGUUAAGGAUUGGCGGCGGCGCGCCAUCGAACUUGACAUCCACAACAGCUCCGAUGACUUGCGAGAUGCUGCCUUUCUGCAGCAGGCCUGCCGCGGCAGGUUGCGCGGAGAAGGCGCGGCAGCAUGGCGACAACGUGCGGCUGAACGAGCGGCCUACACGAGCGCCGAAUGA